CCACAGGAAAAAAUUUCAGCACCCAGAACAGACCUCAGGAGCAUUUGCGCAAGUUGACCAGUUUGUAGAUGUUCUUUAGUGCAUUAGUUUAAUUGAGCUCUAGAAUAUCUGAAUUAACUCUGGACCCUCUGGAUUAACAAGAUCAUUAGUUUGGUCUUUUUCACCUUUAAAUAAGGCAUCAAAAUGAGUACAUAUAAAAUCUCAAAUUUGCUCAUCAUUUUGAUACUUUAUACUCUGGAUUUGUCAGACUCUUCACCUGAAGAAUGCAAAGAUGAGAUGGAGCGGCUCCGUGCUCAGUUGAAGAGUCUGGAACUUCUUGAUACAAAGCAACAGCAACUUAUCCAACGAUUGAUGAAUCUCAACCAAAGGGAUGAACUUUCCCUAAAGGAGGGCAAAUUUUAUGACCUGGGAGACAAACAAUAUAUGGACUGUGCUCAGAUAUUCAAAAAUGGAAACACGCAGAGUGGAUUUUACAGAAUUAAACCUUUGCCAAGUACAACCCAGAUCAGAGUGUACUGUGAUAUGACUGACGGGGGUGGAUGGACAGUAUUCCAGAGACGCACAAAUGGUAGUCAGUCAUUUGAAAGAGAUUGGAAUGAUUACAAAACAGGAUUUGGUGACAUGCAAUCUGCUAAUGGAGAGUUCUGGUUAGGAAAUGAUAAUCUGCAUUAUCUGACAUCUCAAGACGAUUACACCUUGAGAAUCAAUCUGGAAGACUUUGAGGGGAGCCAACGUUUUGCAGUGUACAAAAAUUUCAAAGUGAAUAAUGAGCAGAACCAUUAUCAGCUGCAGUUUGGUCACUACAUAGGAAAUGCAGGGGAUGCUCUCUCUGGAAGUUAUCACCCUGAGGUUCAGUGGUGGGCCAGCCACCAGGGAAUGAAGUUCAGCACACGAGAUCGGGAUAAUGACCGUUAUGACCGUAAUUGUGCUCAGGAGGACAAGGGUGGCUGGUGGUUUAACAGAUGUCACUCUGCCAAUCUGAAUGGACUCUACCACAGAGGUCCAUACAGCGCAGACACUGAUGAUGGAAUAGUGUGGUACCCAUGGCAUGGCUGGUGGUACUCCCUCAAAUCUGUGCAGAUGAAGAUCAGACCAACAAGCUUUGAGCCUGAUGAUGUCGAAUGACUAAUGUAUCUGAGCACUUACUUAUAUCUGAACUAUGGAAGCGAUGGUAUUGUGGACGAUGCCAAAUAACAUCGUAGUAACUGUUCAAUUCUUAACUUUUUACAAAUCUAGUUUAAAAUCUCUUGUUUGCAUGUAGCACAAUAAAGUUGUCAAA
Molecule: messenger RNA, 1279 nt
Organism: Xyrauchen texanus (razorback sucker)
Lineage: Eukaryota; Metazoa; Chordata; Actinopteri; Cypriniformes; Catostomidae
Gene: fgl1
Product: fibrinogen-like 1
Exons: 7
Coding region: 184-1125 (313 amino acids)
Biological process (GO): negative regulation of T cell activation; regulation of immune response
Source: RefSeq, a predicted model, not a curated record